AUGUCGACUCAACCGAAAAACGCCUCUAGCAGCGGUGCUGACGGCGCCGAGGAGCAGGCGCCGCGAUCAAUUGUUGGCUCAGUCCCGCGGUCCGACGCUACCGCUCGCCUUGCCUCGCCGAUUCCAUCUUACUCACAGUUUGGCACGCCACCAGUUCAACGCGGCGGCUCUCCUCGACCAAACACGUCCGCUCCGGAUGAGCUCGCUCCUCUAGCUGGAGGUGGACUUGGUCCCCAAGGACCUGGCGUCUCGGCUUUGGCCGCGGCUUUAUCCGAUUCUCUAGGCCAAGAUCCUCCUCGUUACGGUACACCCGCCGGUCGAGUCAGCACACCACCUCCCCGAACACAUUCACCCAGCGUCGCCGGGCGACUGACUCCGACCAAUUAUGGUUCCUUUACGUCGCGCGGACCAGCCAGCAGCACUGGACCAUACGAGGAUGUCGAGGUGGUAAAGAGGCAUUUGGUCCAGCCCAAUGAUAGCGACAAUGCAGGAUCCGAAGAGUCGUCUCUUCUUCCCGGGGUGACGAAAGGGAAGCAGCAGGACAAGGAUGGGGGUGCGGCGAGCGAUACGUUUUCGAGCCUGCAGCUGCAGGGAGGAGAUGUGACCCGCCCAAUCUACAAGUGGACCGAGCAGGCAGAAGCACGAUCAAAGGUGCAGCGGAGCAAGAGUUUCAAUGAGCCGAGACCGGAGCCCGAGGACGAGACGCUUGACAUUAACACGAUCAAGGUCCCUGGUGGCUUCCGGAGAAAUCACCUGCGACGGAUUGCUGGUAGUCCCAGCGGUGGUCCUCGUCAGGACAUGAACAAUGGCGAUGAUUCUCAACCUCAGCUUUUCACGUCGAGUUUCCUCGAGUUCCUGUCCAUUUAUGGACACUUUGCGGGUGAAGAGCUAGAGGAGGACGAUGAGGCUCUCGGCCCCAACGAGUACUUCUCAUCGGGUGAGGACAGUGACUAUUUCAGUGACGAGGACCACCAGCCGAUGGAAGACAGUGCCCUGCUACCGCCCUCGAGGAGAAGACGCCGCAGAAAGACCCGCCCAAUUGUUGGAAAUAACAGCCCAACGAAUGCCUUGAUGCUGCUGCUGAAAUCAUUCGUGGGAACCGGCGUGCUUUUCCUUCCCCGAGCAUAUCUCAAUGGAGGAAUGAUUUUUAGUAAUGUUGUUCUCUUGUUCGUCGCGAUCCUCAGUUAUUACUGCUUCGUUCUUCUGGUUAAUACCCGAUUGCGAGUGGAGGGAUCGUUCGGUGAUAUGGGAGGUAUACUGUACGGAAAGUGGCUGCGAUCUCUCAUUUUGGGAUCAAUUGUUCUCAGCCAGAUUGGUUUCGUCGCUGCCUAUACCGUGUUCACCGCCCAGAACUUGCGCUCUUUCAUCCUGGCUGUCUCCGACUGCAGGACGAACAUCGGCACUCCCUGGCUCAUCCUCAUGCAGAUGGUCAUCUUCCUUCCAUUCUCUCUGCUGAGGGAUAUUGGAAAGCUUGGAUUUACCGCCUUGAUCGCCGAUGCGUUCAUUCUGAUUGGUCUCGGAUAUCUCUUCUACUACGACAUCUUGACUCUCAGCUCAGAAGGUCUUGCCGAUAUCAUCAUGUUCAACAAGGACAACUGGACUUUGUUUAUCGGCACUGCCAUCUUUACCUUUGAGGGAAUUGGUCUGAUUAUCCCCAUUCAGGAGUCCAUGAGGCAGCCAGAGAAGUUCCCCAAGGUCCUGUUCCUUGUCAUGGUCAUCAUCACCGUCUUGUUUACAGUUAUGGGAGCUGUGUCAUACGCCGCUUACGGAUCCAAGACAGAGACUGUCGUCUUGCUUAAUCUUCCCCAGGACAACAAGAUGGUUAACGGAGUCCAGUUCCUUUACUCCCUUGCCAUUCUUCUGUCAACCCCCCUGCAGAUCUUCCCAGCUAUUCGUAUUGUUGAGACGGAGCUCUUCACCAGGAGCGGCAAGUACAAUCCGUACAUCAAGUGGCAGAAGAACAGCUUCCGCUUCUUCGUUGUUGGGCUCUGCUCGGCGAUUGCAUGGGGCGGUGCGGACCACCUCGACAAGUUUGUCGCCCUCGUGGGCAACUUUGCUUGUAUCCCGCUUGUCUACAUCUAUCCGCCUAUGCUGCACUACCGAGGUGUCGCCCGCACGCGAUUCUGGAAGUAUUCCGACAUCGUUCUUUGCAUUUUUGGAGUCGUCGCCAUGGCUUACACGACCGCACUUACCGUCAUGAGCUGGGCAACUGAGGAGCCCAAGGAACCUGGCUACUGUGAUAGGAGGGGGGCAGUAUUUUGA
Molecule: messenger RNA, 2262 nt
Organism: Clonostachys byssicola
Lineage: Eukaryota; Fungi; Ascomycota; Sordariomycetes; Hypocreales; Bionectriaceae
Source: the annotation of a GenBank genome assembly